Molecule: messenger RNA, 3030 nt
Organism: Salarias fasciatus (jewelled blenny)
Lineage: Eukaryota; Metazoa; Chordata; Actinopteri; Blenniiformes; Blenniidae
Gene: ppp1r3f
Product: protein phosphatase 1, regulatory subunit 3F
Exons: 4
Coding region: 344-2242 (632 amino acids)
Biological process (GO): regulation of glycogen biosynthetic process
Cellular component (GO): protein phosphatase type 1 complex
Molecular function (GO): glycogen binding; protein phosphatase 1 binding
Source: RefSeq, a predicted model, not a curated record
CCAAGUCAGAAACUCCUCGUUGGGUGCAUGGAAAACCCGGUAGGUCAGUGCUAAAAUUAGACGCCGCUGCUUCCGCCACCGCGGCCAAACCGCGAUGCUUUAAGUCAUGUAAACCUGGGGGGGGGGGAUACACAUGACACGCGGGCUGGCAGCGGAGGCAAAGCUUCCCAUGGCUGACAUUUAACGCCACACGCUGCGCGAGGAGAAGCUCCGUGCGUAACGCGGGGACGCAGCGCUGGAUGAGCACUGGCCGCCGCUGCGCACGGCAUGAGCGUUUGAUAGUGGGAUUCUUUUGGAGACGCCAUAUGCACGCGCUGCAGCGCACGGCUUCGUUUGUGCAAGAAUGUCCUUUCUAACCAUCCCGGGCCAAGAGGGCCUUUUCCGCACGAUCAAAACCGGGAAGUCGGGCGAGGAGGCGGCGGCGGCGGCGGAGGGCAGGUCACCGCUGGACGCCGACGAUGAUGACGAUGAAGAGGAUGACACCGAGAACGUGCGCCUCAUCCCGCGGUGCUCGCCGGUGCCCAGGAAGAGAGGCCAGUCCAUCAACGACGAGACGGCAGAGUACAUCCGGAGCCACCUGGGCAUCGCGGCGGAGUGCAGGAAGAAGGUGCUGUUCGCCGACACAACAGGUGGCGACCUGGUGGACGUGAAGGAAUUCGUAGCCUUCGACUCGGAUGAUGAAGAGGCGAGCGCGAGGUGGGAGGAAGAGGAGGCGAAGUACAGGAGACCCCAGCGCGAGCCGACCUACACGGUGCUCCCAGAGUUCAGAGCGCCCAGCGGCGGCGCCCUGCUGCAGGCGGUGCAGGCUCGCAAGGUGGAGGUGGAGCAGCUCUCUGCUGUGGAGCACGAGCCGCUGGCAGUGAGCGGCUUGAUACGGGUCCUGAACGUCUCCUUCCACAAGUCAGUUUACAUCCGGUCCACCAUGGACAGCUGGGUGACCUACUUUGACCACCCGGCAGAGUACGUCCAGGGCUCCCACGACGGGACCACUGACCAGUUCUCCUUCAAGCUGUCCUUCGCUCCUCCUUACAUCACGCACGGCUCCCGCAUCGAGUUCGUGGUCCGCUAUGAAACCUCUGACGGUGACUACUGGGCCAAUAACUCCUCCAUGAAUUACGUGGUAACUCUGCUCCUGUCCUAUGAAGAUGACACGCUUCAGUCCAAAGUGGACACGCAGCACGUGAGAGGCAUCCUGAAACCCCCAAAAACCUACAGCAUGCAGUUUGACACAGAUUCAGAGGAGGAGCCAGAAAAGGAAAAAGGAGAAGCGGAGACCUCCGAUGUGGGAUUUGUCCGGCCAAAAGCGAUGUGUCCAGUCAUCAUAAAACCGGAGAUCGAUAUAGAGAUUACAGCUCACCCACCUGGUCCUCCUGUCCCGCCCAACCAGGAGCCUCCAUCUGCCGCCGGCACACUGUCGGCUCACACUGUACCCCCAGGUGAACCAUCUCCUUGUGCGUCUUCCGAAACGGCACCUCCGUCUGAUUCGUCCUCUGUACUCUGUGCCAGUGAGUCAUUACAGCCAAAUAAGUCACAGCCUUUACCCAGACUCCACUGUGAAUUAGGGAACCAAACGUCAGAGCAGCUCAGAGACAAUAGUCCUGCUGCACUGCCGCCUGCCUCAAGUCCUCCGCUGCGACCGGAGCCAACCGCUAGAUCGGAUGACUGGCGGCCUGACAGUGAUGAGACCUCUCCUUCAGAAGACUCUGCCAAGUUUCUUCUUACCUCGAAGAAUCCGGGGUCAACGGCCGGAGAGGCUGGAUCAACUGAGACAUCAGUCCGUCACUCUGGACCUGAGCUGCCGGCUGAAUGCGUCGCUUCUCUCAGUCCGUCUCCAGAGCGUGAGCAAACGGCCGCGGUGGCGUCGGGUAAACCGGCUGAAGAAAUAUCAGAGAGCCCCGCCGAGUCUGCAGGGCAUCACGAAGGCAGCAGGUCGACGCCCCGGUCCCUCAUGGCGGAGGCCGAGGCGCCAUCACCUGAGCUCACAGAAAACACCCCGGUGAGCCGAAGCUUCGCUCCUCAGUCCGAGAGGGAAAAUCCUCCCCACGUUUCCCCGGGCACAUCAAUAGAGACUGCACCGAACGUCCAGCCCGACGUUUCCGAGGCCCAGUCCGAGCACGACAUAAGCAGGGAUCUGAUGCCGACGGCCGUCUUCAUGAGCGGCCUCAUGUCUCUCUCCAUAGUGCUGCAGGAGCCCAGCGCCCUCUUCUUCAUUGGACUACUUUUGGUUUUGCACCGCUUGUGAUCGACCCUCCUCUGUUUUCUCGUCAAGUGCCUUGUCAUGAUUCCAGAAGAAGCCAUCGAGUUGAACAGCACACGAGUCUCCCAUAGAAAAUUAUUUUUAUGCAAAGUAUAACGUGAGAGUAUUUACAAAAUGCAAUAUGUGGAGGUAUUUAACUUAAAAAAAAAAUAGUCUUGGAAUUGCAAUCACCCCAUUCCUACACUAUCAUUGAACUAUAGGAGCACAACGUGUCAGUGAAGAUGUUUUGUAAGUGGUCUAUAAUUCCCUUGUCGUGUGUAAGUGAUGUAUGUGGUGUUCAGUUCGGAUCGUUUCAGUCAGUCCUGCGUAGCAUAUGUAGCUAAGACUGCCAUGAGUUUAAGCUUUGUGAAUUCCACGUCUUUUAUGUCUUUAAAUGCAAUACAAAUGCGUCACCGAAGUGGGAAAAUAAAGAGAUGAAUUCUUACUGACGUCGUUUACAAAAUGCAAAACAAGGCUGUGUGUAGCAUUUCGCCUUAAUACUUUGUGAAGCUAAGAUUAAAAUUGUUGCUGCUUAAAAGGACAAAACGAGUUGAAGCCAAUCCAAGAAGUAGUAUUUAUUAGAAGUUGCCCGUUGUAUUGACUGGUGAAGCUUUUAUUUGACAGGUCUUCCUGGUACUUCUUGUUGUAAGCCCAUGUUGUUGUUGCACAACGCAGAACUUUUGUAACACUACUUUGACAACCUCACAGCCGGGCCGCAGCACAUGUACGACAUGUUUGAAGUGAUGAAAGUUUUUGCAGGGUAUUGCCAUUAAAACGCGGUGGGGGUGCUCUGU